Messenger RNA from Mytilinidion resinicola, 854 nucleotides. RefSeq lists its product as uncharacterized. The coding region runs from base 249 to 746 and encodes 165 amino acids. NCBI's taxonomy places the organism in Eukaryota, Fungi, Ascomycota, Dothideomycetes, Mytilinidiales, Mytilinidiaceae. The transcript has a single exon. The record is from RefSeq and is a predicted model, not a curated record.
UAACAGUAGUAUAGCUUUACAUCCCAUCCCAGCGCCAGUCGCAGUCGAGCUCCGUUCUCUAAUGCAGUUCGCGAGUUCUGUAUUGAAAUUGAGUUGUCCAUCCUUCCGCACAAGGAAGCUGACUAUUCACCCUUGUGUGCAACAAGUGCAGCGGCAUGGCGCUGUUCCCUCUCGUCCCCGCCGCAAGUCGCGGUCGAUCCUACAUCUCCCCUCCGAUUACCCUCCAAGUACCCUCCAAGUAGCACCCGAUGUGGCACGUUUGGAGGCAAGGCUUCCAGCCUCCGACGCGUCGGCGGUGCUUUGCCACACCGAACAAGCCUAUCCCCGGAUCUAUCAGCAAACGGAAGCUGGACAUUGGCAUCAUAUAUGGCGGGAGGAACGAGAUGUCUAACGGUGGUGCUCCCUGCGACUGGUGCGACGUCCUCGUCCCAGGCGAGCUGAAGAGCAAUCCGCGAGAGGAUAACCACAGCAGCACCUGGUUCGAUCUCUCUCGAUAUGCUCGGGAGAUCUUUGCAGCGCAAGACACCCGACGAUCUGUUACUGGCUUCACACUCUGCGGUUCUGUCAUGCGACUCUGGACAUUCGACCGACUGGGAGCGGUCGCGUCGCACUCAUUCGACAUACUUGGGAUAUCUGUGGAUGGCCCAAAAGGACCUCGGGUUCGACCCUACCAUCUGCGGGGAAAAUGGCAGCAGGUACAUCGAAAUCACGCGGAAUGCACGACCGGAACGAUAUCAUCUAGAUGAUGUCAUAAAGCGACGGUGUUGUGCAGAGUCGGAAAGUGCUUUUAAGCGAUGGAAGGUGCUGGCGGAGUGUUGAUUAACAGGCUCGGCGCGCCCUAUGGUGGGUGCUAA